AUGUCUCUCAAACCUCUUCAUGAAGGUGUCAAAGAGCUCCAUUUACCAGAAGAUGAUGAGAAGUGCUAUUGCAUGAACAAAGUUCAAUAUGGCCUACCUUGUCACCAUAUCCUACCAGUAGAAAGAGAUCUUCAAAUCUCUGAUCUACCAGAUAGAUGGGUUAUUGAUGCUAGAAAGGAAGACAAGGCAUGGAAUCAGCCAAAUAUGCAAGUUCCUGUCAUUGAAAAACCCAAGGAGUGGAUGAUCAUUCUCCUAUCAAACUGCAAGCACCAGAGAACGUCAAGUAUCCAGGAAGACGCAAAGGCAGCAGCCGUCCUAAAUACUUGCCAAAGGACUUUGGUCACCCAAUGUGAAGAAAGACAAGUAUCUUGGCUGGAACUGCCAGGAUUAAGGCAAUUCAAUGCUACCAAAAACAAAACAAAACAAAUUGAAAAGGAGCCUCUCGACCCAGUCGAUGCCACCAAAAACAAAACAAAACAAUCGAUGCCCCCCAAAAAAAAUGGGUUCAAAAGACCUGCCACUGCCUUAGAAGACUACCAGUAUGAUAAUCGCACCUCUGUUGGCAAGAGGAUCAAAUUCCAGUCCAGUUUUCCUGUCUCUCAUGAGAUAAUCGAUGAUGUCAAGGGUGGGUUUAGCCCUACUGCUGACGGAUGGUGUGAUUUUUGGGUCCUUGCCCACUUGAUCUACAAAGAUCAAAAUAAGUUUCCUCUUGUAAAAAGGGAUAUGCUAGCCGCCCUGCCAAAAUACAAACCAUUCAACAUCAGCAACACCAACACCAACACCAACACCAACACCAACUUCAUCCCAGUAUGUUCAGAUGACAUCUGCGUCUACUCAGACAGUCCCAACACCUCCUCAACAACCUUUCUUCCAUUUGCCCUUCCCAACAACAACACCAAACAACAACAACCUCUGAUUUUUAAUCAUGUUAACAGUAAUCACUGGACAACAGUUGACCUUUCCCGUAAUAUCUCUAGAAAAUGGCCAACCGUUCCCAAAUUAUUUUCUUUAGGUUGUGCCAGAAAUAAGAUUGAUGAUAACUUUGAUACUUACUGGAAUAAGCUCAAAGAAUUUAAUAAGAAUGACCGCAGAAAUGCCAUGCUCUCUCUCUAUUCACAGCGAGAUGAACCAAUUGAUCUUACUCCAAAAUAA
This is a messenger RNA of Phycomyces blakesleeanus NRRL 1555(-), 1152 nucleotides long. RefSeq lists its product as hypothetical. The transcript has 9 exons. The record is from RefSeq and is a predicted model, not a curated record. NCBI's taxonomy places the organism in Eukaryota, Fungi, Mucoromycota, Mucoromycetes, Mucorales, Phycomycetaceae. The coding region runs from base 1 to 1152 and encodes 383 amino acids.